UACAUCAAAUAGUUUUAGGAACGCUUCUUAAAAAUGGUAGUGAAGUUAGCUCCAAACCAUAUAGGUUAACCUUCCAGCUGAUUAUCAAAAUAUUUACAUUUUUACAAGUAAUGUUUAUGUUGCAUUUUAAGUGAAACGUAAUUAAUAUUUUACAAUGAGUAGUGAUAGGAAGAUAAUAAAUAUUAGAUUCAAUCAGGAUCAAAGUUGUUUCUCAUGCUGCAUGGAAAAUGGAAUUAGAAUUUAUAAUGUCAUUCCUUUGGUGGAGAAAACACAUUAUGAUAUUGAAAUGGUGGGCAGUGUGUCACAAUGUGAGAUGAUAUUUAGGACUAAUAUAUUAGCAAUAGUGGCUGGUGGUUCCAGGCCUAAAUUUGCUGAUAAUGUAUUGCUAAUUUACGACGAUUAUGCCAAAAAGUUUCUGAUGGAAAUAACAUUUCCCUCUUCAAUCAGAGCUGUGAGAUUGAGGAGAGACAAAUUAGUUGUGGCCUUGCUAAAUCAAAUACACGUUUUUUCAUUUCCCACGCCUACUCAAAGGUUGUUUUCAAUGGAAACGAGGGAAAAUAGCAGAGGGUUAUGUGAAGUUAGUCCUUUAGCCUCAGCUGAAAAACAGAUUCUAAUAUUUCCUGGACAUAAACUGGGCAGUGUACAAAUUGUGGAUUUGGCUUGUACUGAAAUGGGGGUUUCUUCAGCCCCAGUAUGGAUUUUGGCACAUAAAAGUGAUUUAGGUUGUAUAGCUGUUAAUCAGCAAGGAACAAGAAUUGCCACUGCCUCCAACCAGGGCACAUUAAUAAGAGUAUGGGAUUCCACAACUAAACAAUUGCUAGUAGAAUUAAGAAGGGGAUCAGAUCCAGCCACUGUAUAUUGCAUUAAUUUUAGCAGAGAUUCUGACUACUUAUGUUGCUCAAGUGAUAAAGGAACAGUACAUAUUUUCGCGAUUAAAAAGACAAAUUUAAAUAAAAGAUUAACACUUUCAACAACAGGAAUUUUGGGUAAAUAUGGAGAUUCUCAAUGGGCAUUAGCUAAUUUUACUGUGCCUCCAGAAUCUGCUUGUAUUUGUGCAUUUGGGGGAAAUAAUUCAGUCAUAGCAAUUUGCUUAGAUGGAACCUUCCACAAAUAUGUAUUUAAUGAUGAUGGAAACUGCAAUCGUGAAGCUUAUGAUGAGUUUCUUUAUGUUGGAGAUGACGAUGAAAUGUAAUAUUUUUAUUAAGGCCAUUGUAAAUAUUGUAACUAAAUAUGACUUUAUUCUCUAUGUAAUUUUAAUAUACAAUAUAUAUAGUUUUAUAAUCUAAGUCCAUUUAUUUCCAUAAUUACACUACUAACUAUUCUGUGAUUUUUUUCUAUCAAAUGGAUCUGUCCAAACUUUCAUAUCUGAAAUUUUUUAAUAUUUUUUACUUAUUGGUUUACAGGGUGCACCAAGUAUCCUUCUAUGUAUGGGUAUCUCUUUUAUUUAAGGCGUAUUCAUGCUCACUUAAAAUAAAAAAUAAGAUAAAACGUUAAAACUGGGUAAAGUAAUUGGUUGCGUUCCUGUUUAAUAAGAAAGAAGAAGAUAAAUAACUUUUAACUUUGGUUUUUAUUUUUGCAUAUAAAACUGCGCAAAAGGACAAAAUAGGU
Brassicogethes aeneus is the source of this 1608-nucleotide messenger RNA. The record is from the annotation of a GenBank genome assembly. Lineage: Eukaryota; Metazoa; Arthropoda; Insecta; Coleoptera; Nitidulidae.